This is a messenger RNA of Choloepus didactylus (southern two-toed sloth), 3729 nucleotides long. RefSeq names its product mitogen-activated protein kinase kinase 4 (gene MAP2K4). The record is from RefSeq and is a predicted model, not a curated record. The transcript has 12 exons. The coding region runs from base 49 to 1281 and encodes 410 amino acids. Gene Ontology annotation, biological process: protein phosphorylation; MAPK cascade. Gene Ontology annotation, molecular function: JUN kinase kinase activity; ATP binding. Lineage: Eukaryota; Metazoa; Chordata; Mammalia; Pilosa; Megalonychidae.
UGCUGCAUUGCAGCCGCCGCGGCGCCGCUCGGCUCCUCACUCCCAACAAUGGCGGCUCCGAGCCCCAGCGGCGGCGGCGGCUCCGGGGGCGGCAGCGGGAGCGGCGCCCCGGGCCCCGCGGGGUCCCCGGCGCCGGGCCACCCGGCCGUCAGCAGCAUGCAGGGCUUUCAGAUAAACUUCUGUGAAAAGGCACAAAGUAAACGCAAAGCACUGAAGUUGAACUUUGCAAAUCCACCUUUCAAAUCUACAGCAAGGUUUACUCUGAAUCCCAAUCCUACAGGAGUUCAAAACCCACACAUAGAGAGACUGAGAACACACAGCAUUGAAUCGUCAGGAAAGCUGAAGAUCUCCCCUGAGCAACACUGGGAUUUCACUGCAGAGGACUUGAAAGACCUUGGAGAAAUUGGACGAGGAGCUUAUGGUUCUGUCAACAAAAUGGUCCACAAACCAAGUGGGCAAAUAAUGGCAGUUAAAAGAAUUCGGUCAACAGUGGAUGAAAAAGAACAAAAACAACUUCUUAUGGAUUUGGAUGUAGUAAUGCGGAGUAGUGAUUGCCCAUAUAUUGUUCAGUUUUACGGUGCACUCUUCAGAGAGGGUGACUGUUGGAUCUGUAUGGAACUCAUGUCUACCUCGUUCGAUAAGUUUUACAAAUAUGUAUAUAGUGUACUAGAUGAUGUUAUUCCAGAAGAAAUUUUAGGCAAAAUCACUUUAGCAACUGUGAAAGCACUAAACCACUUAAAAGAAAACUUGAAAAUCAUUCACAGAGAUAUCAAACCUUCCAAUAUUCUUCUGGACAGAAGUGGAAAUAUUAAACUCUGUGAUUUUGGCAUCAGUGGACAGCUUGUGGACUCCAUUGCCAAGACGAGAGAUGCUGGCUGUAGGCCAUACAUGGCACCUGAAAGAAUAGACCCAAGCGCAUCACGACAAGGGUAUGAUGUCCGCUCUGAUGUCUGGAGUUUGGGGAUCACAUUGUACGAGUUGGCUACAGGCCGAUUUCCUUAUCCAAAGUGGAAUAGUGUAUUUGAUCAACUAACACAAGUUGUGAAAGGAGAUCCUCCACAGCUGAGUAAUUCUGAGGAACGUGAAUUCUCCCCAAGUUUCAUCAACUUUGUCAACUUGUGCCUUACAAAGGAUGAAUCCAAAAGGCCAAAGUAUAAAGAACUUCUGAAACAUCCCUUUAUUUUGAUGUAUGAAGAACGUACCGUAGAGGUCGCAUCCUAUGUUUGUAAAAUCCUGGAUCAAAUGCCAGCUACUCCCAGCUCUCCCAUGUAUGUCGACUGAUAGCGCUGCUACAUCAGACUCUAGAAAAAAGGGCUGAGAGGAAGCAAGAUGUCAAGAAUUUUCAUCCCUUAUCACAGUGUUUUUAUUGCUCGCCCAGACACCAUGUGCAAUAAGAUUGGUGUUCGUUUCCAUCAUGUCUGUAUGCUCCUGUCACCUAGAACGUGCAUCCCUGUAGUACCCGAUUGAUCACACGGUGUUAGUGCUGGUCAGAGAGAUCUCGUCCUGCUCUUUCGUGAUGAACAUGUUCAUGAAAUGUGGAAGUCAGUACGAUCAAUUUGUUGACUGUGAUUAGAUCACAUCUUAAAUUCACUUCUAAACUCAAAACCUGGAGAUGCAGCUACCGGACGGUAUUCUGCAAGACUUGCGGAUACUGGAAGAACGCGGCGAUGUAGGUUCUGUGUCUGAACACAGAGACUCGGGCUUGAGCAAGAAGACACGUUGCCUUCUGGAGCAGGGAGACAACGGAGGAAUUUACUUUCUUCACCAAGUGCAAUAGAUUUACUGAUUUGAUAUUCUGUUGCUUUACAGUCACAGUCGAUGUUUGGGGAUCGAUGUGCUCAGCCAAAUUUCCUGUUUGAAAUAUCAUGUUAAAUUAGAAUGAAUUUAUCUUUACCAAAAACCAUGUUGCGUUCAAAGAGAUGAACAUUAAAAUGUUGAGACAGGACAGAAUGUGUUCUUUUCUCCUUUACCAGUCCUUCUACUCUUCGUUGGGAAGACUCAGGAGUCUGCCACUUGUCAAAGAAGGUGCUGAUCAUAAGAAUUUCUUCUCAUUCUCAGAAUUCAGUGUGCUGCCAACUUGAUGUUCCACCUGCCACAGACUACCAGGACUGAAAGAAGAAAUAGUACAGAGGGCAAAGUUUACAGAUGUUUUUAAUUCUAAUAGCUUAUCCGGAACAACUUGUAGCAGCUAUGUAUUUCCCCUUGAUCCGAAGCCUGAUACUUUAGCCAUCAUAACUCACUAACAGGGAGAAGUAGCUGGUAGCAAUGUGCCUUGAAUGAUUACAUAAAGAUUCUUACAGGCAGCAAAAGACCAAAUCUCAGUUGUUUGCUUCUUGCCAUCACUGGUCCAGGUCUUCAGUUUCUGAAUCUCUUUCCCUUCCCACGUGAUCUGUUGCCGUUAUGCGGCUUAUGCUUAUACCACUAUUUCCCCUUUUUUUCUAUAUCAAAAACCUUUAUAAUUACCAGGGAUGUUCCUUACCAAGGAUUUUUAGCCCCAACUAUCUCCUAUGCUCUAAUAUUGAAAAGGCUGAGAAAAGUGGGGCCCAGCUGAUGUGGGUGAUGAAGUGGCGUCUUUUCUAGAGAAACACUUUAUCAGAUGAGGAUCUGAAAUGGCAUUUUUUUAAUUUUAGAUAAGCUCAUCACCUGCUAGAAUCUCUAGCAGGUCACCUUUCUUGGUAUUGAAAUUCUUACUAGCUAUACAAAUAAAACCCAGAACAGUUGUAAGAGGCCAUUUAAAUUUGUCUUUUGCUCUGCUUCACUCACCCAUUAGCCAGGUUCUCCGUAGGUUUCGCUCUGGCCUCCCUGGCUCUGAACGUCAGGCUUUGUUUAAUCGUUCAGCAGCACUGUGAGUGGCUCAAGCAUGCUGGAGUAUAAAACAGCCCUGGUCUGAGAUGCAGGUGAUGCCAUUACAGAACCAAUUUGUGGCGUGUGUUGCUGUGUCUCCCAGAGAGACAGCCAUAAAUACUAUAAAACAAUAGAGAAUGGUGCUGUUUAAAGUUACAUCCCUGUAAAUUUCAGAAUUCAAAAAUGAUUUAUCUCUUUGGUCCGCUUGCCUAAUUGUCCUCUCUCCUCCCCCAUGGCAGCCUAGACCUUAGACUUCCCAGUGUCCUGAGAGGAGGCGUUGUUAUAUGCCCUCCUUCGGCCACACCAAGCCGCCAUCCUCCACCGCUCCCAAGGACUCAAGAGGAAUUUUGUUUCUCUGUUGUCAACUCCCCAUCUGGCUCAGCACAGGGUCACUUUGCCAUUAUGCAAAUGGAGAUAAAAGCAAUUCUGACUGUCCAGGAGCUACUCUGAUCGUUCUAUUGUGUGGAUGACCACAUAAAAAGGCAAUUUUAGUGUAUUAAUCAUAGAUUAUUAUAAACUAUAAAUUUAAGGGCAAGGAGUUUAUUACAAUGUAUCUUUAUUAAAACAAAAGGGUGUAUAGUGUUCACAAACUGUGAAAAUAGUGUAAGAACUGUACAUUGUGAGCUCUGGUUAUUUUUCUCUUGUACCAUAGAAAAAUGUAUAAAAAUUAUCAAAAAGCUAAUGUGCAGGGAUAUUGCCUUAUUUGUCUGUAAAAAUGGAGCUCAGUAACAUAACUGCUUCUUGGAGCUUUGGAAUAUUUUAUCCUGUAUUCUUGUUUGAAUUCUUCCUCUAUUUAAGAUAUAUACAUGGAAUCGAAGUGUUUAUGUAAUAGUUCUAUCCUUUUGCCUGCAGGUCAGUUGUAAUAAAUCUAGGAUGUGAUGAUGA